CGUCCCGCCGGAACCCGACCUCCUCUCCCUUUCCCUUUCCCCCCUCUUCGGCUGCCGCUACCCCGCGCCGUCCCUCCGUCUCCCGCAGCCCACCCGGCUGCUGCUGUCCCGCUCCUCCCUGGCGUCUUUCGGCUCGUCCCUGCUGUGCGGUUUGUGACCCUUCGCUGCCGCCUCUCCCCGCUGCCCCCGUCUCCCCUCUCCAACUUCCCCAUCCUUGUUGCCCGUUCCCCACCUCCCCUCGGAUUUACCAUUUUAAGGAUUUUGGGGGGCAUUUUCACCUCUCCCGUUCCCCUUACGCGUCUCCCCUGCCCGAUCGCACUCGUUCCUGUCCUUUCGCCUGUUCCUUCACUACUUCCCCGACUUCCUCCGGCUUUUCCUCUGUCUUGGCAUUUUGUCUUUCUCCUUCGCUCAUCGUGUGGAAAACAGCUGAGCUUGUCAGCAGCAUUGACACCUAUGCCUGGAGUGGGAGAUUGCGCUGAGCUGACGUCUCUGUCUACCUUCAUCUGCAGCUGCUGAGAGAAGUCUGCUGCAUUAUCUCUGGUACAGCUGCAACUAUGACUUGACUUAUUUGCAUUCAUGGCUCUUGGAUGAUCUAGUGAACCAUGGAGCUCAAAGUAUGGGUGGAUGGAGUCCAGAGAAUUGUGUGUGGGGUCACUGAAGUCACAACAUGCCAGGAAGUUGUAAUAGCCCUUGCUCAGGCUAUCGGCCGCACCGGGAGGUACACGCUCAUCGAGAAAUGGCGGGACACGGAGCGGCACCUGGCGCCGCACGAGAACCCCAUCGUGUCGCUGAACAAGUGGGGGCAGUACGCGAGCGACGUGCAGCUCAUCCUGCGCCGCACCGGGCCCUCGCUCAGCGAGCGGCCCACCUCGGACUGCGCGGCACGCAUCCCCGAGAGGACUCUGUACCGGCAGAGCUUGCCGCCCCUCGCCAAGCUGAGGCCAUCCGGCGACAAAGCCAUGAAGAGGAGGGAGCCGAAAAGGAAGUCUCUCACCUUCACCGGUGGGGCCAAAGGGUUAAUGGACAUCUUUGGGAAGAGCAAGGAAUCUGAGUUCAAGCAAAAGGUGCUCAACAACUGUAAAACAACAGCAGACGAGUUGAAGAAAUUGAUCCACCUCCAGACGGAGAAGCUCCAGUGCAUUGAGAAACAGCUGGAGUCCAAUGAAGCUGAGAUCCGCUACUGGGAACAGAAGUAUAAUUCCAGCCUGGAAGAAGAAAUUCUCAAACUAGAGCAGAAGAUCAAAAGGAAUGAAGUGGAGAUUGAAGAGGAAGAGUUCUGGGAAAACGAGCUGCAGAUCGAACAGGAGAAUGAAAAACAACUGAAGGAGCAGCUGCAGGAGAUGAGGCAGAGGAUCCUGGAGUGCGAGAGCAAGCUGAAGGACUACGUGUCUCAGAUCCACAACAUGGAAAGUGGCCUUGAAGCAGAGAAAUUGCAGCGGGAAGUUCAAGAGUCCCAGGUGAAUGAAGAAGAGGUCAAGGAGAAGAUUGAGAAGGUGAAGGGUGAAAUUGAUAUUCAGGGUCAGCAGAGUCUGAGGCUGGAAAAUGGCAUUAAAGCUGUAGAACGCUCUUUGGGCCAAGCUACCAAACGGUUACAGGACAGGGAGCAAGAACUGGAGCAACUGACAAAGGAGCUGCGACAGGUUAACCUGCAACAGUUCAUCCAGCAAACAGGAACGAAGGUCACGGUGCUGCCAGCAGACCCUGUUGAGGUGGAAGCCCCACACGUGGAGCUUGAGAGAGAGCCAGCAUUUCAGUCUGGGUCACUGAAGCGCCCUGGCUCAUCGAGGCAACUCCCCAGUAACCUUCGGAUUCUACAGAAUCCCCUGUCAUCUGGUUUUAACCCGGAGGGCAUUUACGUAUGACAGUACAUACCUCUUCUGGAGAGGACCUAGCAAGGUACCCUGGACAAGAUACACUUUUGUUUUGUUCUGCCAAUGAUGAAUGGAAGAAGAUAUUUUGUUUUCCCUUUUUGUUUUGUUUCCUUGCUAAGCCACCGUAAUAUUUUCUCUUCUUCCUCCAACACACCACUUGGAGCCAUAACCUGUGCACUGAUGCUAAAGAGACAGAGCAACUGUCUCAGUUCACACUUGGCAAGGAUGACCUUGCUGUCAAAACAGCUAGAGUGCAAAAACCUUCAUUUGUUUUUGCCACUUCAGAAGUGUUUGGGAAAGUAUUGUUCCUUGUAUAGGCAUAAAUAAAAGACUGAGGGUGAAGGAAAACACGUAUGCAACUUACCUGAGGUUUAAUUUAUUCCCUUUAAUCAAUGGACGUGUGAAUGUUGACCUUUUAUAUUUUUAUUUUUAACUUGUGAAUAAUCGUGUAUGGCUGUAUGUCAGUCUGACAAGGUGACUUUAGUCUGUGGGUACAAACAUCCACCGUUUGAUCAAAUACAGUGAUUUUCAGUGCAGAGUUCUGUGGAGUGCCGAACCAUUAAAAUGGUUUCUCACCACUAACUCUGUUAAUUUCUGUUGUGGGUCAUAUUAUGUCAUGUUCCAUCCAUAGCUGCCUUCUAAGGCUUGAAAAGUGAGCUUGUGGGAUUUACUUGCUGUUGAAUCUGCCUUGAAUGAAGCACCUAGUGUUCAAAAGAUUUAUGGAAUUUAAACCUUGGCUUGGUAAAAGUAUUUCCAGUAUAUGAUUGAGGAUGCACUAGUUAGAUGAUAUUUUAUUAUAUAGAAUGUAUAUUUGAAAUAUUUUGCCACAUUGUAUAUGCCUUUUGAGAAAAGAACAAUGUAAGAAGUUGUCUUCAUAUAUCUUACCAAAAGAGAGUAGGAGGCUUUCACUGUGUGUGAUUUUAUACUUUAUUUUUUCCACUAGCCGUUACAGUGUUCUUAUUUU
Messenger RNA from Neopsephotus bourkii (Bourke's parrot), 2835 nucleotides. It is a transcript of the gene RASSF8, whose product is annotated as Ras association domain family member 8. Bases 603 to 1862 code for a protein of 419 amino acids. Lineage: Eukaryota; Metazoa; Chordata; Aves; Psittaciformes; Psittacidae. The transcript has 6 exons. The record is from RefSeq and is a predicted model, not a curated record. Gene Ontology annotation, biological process: signal transduction.